AUGACUCUCCCCAAAACCUACAAAGCCGCCGUGUUCGAAAAGGCUGACACACCCUUCGUCAUCAAAGACAUUGAGCUUAAAGAACCCAAAGCCAACGAGAUUCUCGUAAAAGUCAUUGCCUGCGGAGUCUGCCACUCAGACGCCGUCGUUCAAUCGGGCGGUUUUGGCAACGGAUUCCCCAUUAUCCCUGGCCACGAAGUUAUCGGUACGGUUGCUGCUUUGGGCCCCGGUGUUGAUAAAUGGAAAGUUGGUGAGCGAGUGGGAGGUCCGUGGCAUGGUGGUCAUGAUGGCACUUGUAAACAAUGUAAUCGUGGACAGUUCCAAAUGUGUGUCAACGGAGCUGUCAAUGGCGUUACUCGCGAUGGAGGAUUUGCCGAGUACGUACAUCUGAGAAGCGAGGCCGUGGUUCGGGUACCCGAGGACGUCGAUCCAUAUGAAUACGCCCCAGUACUAUGUGCAGGAAUCACUGUUUUCAACAGUAUGAGAAAGUUACAAAUCACACCCGGAGAAGUGGUUGCUAUUCAGGGAUUGGGUGGAUUAGGACAUUUGGCAGUGCAAUACGCGGCCAAAAUGGGUUUCAAGGUCGUGGCUAUUAGUGGUGGUGAUAAGAAGAGAGAUUUUGCUCAUAAAUUGGGUGCUCAUGAGUAUAUCGAUACAUCCAAGGAAGAUCCGGUCAAGAAGUUGACGGAGUUGGGUGGAGCCGCUUUGAUUGUUUGUACAGCUCCAAAUCCAAAAUCUAUUUCUCCUUUGACGGGUGGAUUGGGAGCGGGUGGAAAAUUGCUAAUUUUGGCUCCUUGUGGUGGUGUGGAGAUCAAUUCGGUGGAUCUCAUUAUGAAGAUGGCUUCGGUUUGUGGUUUCCCAUCUGGUCAUGCUUUGGAUAGUGAGGAGGCGAUUGAGUUUACAAAGUUGCAUGAUGUGCACUGCUUGGUUGAGAAGUUCCCAUUGAAGGAUGUUCAGACGGCGUAUGAUCAUAUGUUGUGUGGAGAUGUUAGGUUCAGAAGCGUUUUGGUCAUGGAUCAGUAA
Messenger RNA from Sclerotinia borealis F-4128, 1023 nucleotides. The record is from the annotation of a GenBank genome assembly. NCBI's taxonomy places the organism in Eukaryota, Fungi, Ascomycota, Leotiomycetes, Helotiales, Sclerotiniaceae.